Molecule: messenger RNA, 1890 nt
Organism: Chelonia mydas (Green sea turtle)
Lineage: Eukaryota; Metazoa; Chordata; Testudines; Cheloniidae
Gene: INHBB
Product: inhibin subunit beta B
Exons: 2
Coding region: 474-1649 (391 amino acids)
Biological process (GO): BMP signaling pathway; SMAD protein signal transduction
Cellular component (GO): extracellular region
Molecular function (GO): growth factor activity; cytokine activity
Source: RefSeq, a predicted model, not a curated record
CCCUAACCGGGCUCCCCUGGCACCCUCUCCCCCCCAGCCUGCCGCCCCCUAACCGGGCUCCCCUGGCACCCUCUCCCCCCCAGCCUGCCGCCCCCUAACCGGGCUCCCCUGGCACCCUCUCCCCCCCAGCCUGCUGCCCCCUAACCGGGGCUCCCCUGGCACCCUCUCCCCCCCCAGCCUGCCGCCCCCUAACCGGGCUCCCCGGCACCUCCUGUCCCCAGUCUGCUGCCCCUACUUUAGACCUCAGUUCCCCGCCUCUACGCUCCGCUGCCCCCCAAUUUGGCUCCCGCCCCCCUAGUGGCGCUGCUACCCCUCCCCAUCCCAGCUUGGCUGCCACCGCCCCCCUGCCCUGGGCGCUGCUGCCGGGGAGCGACCUGAGCGGAGCUGCCGGCGGCCGGGACUUAGCCGGACUCCCAGCAGCGGAUCGGGACGGCCCCCAGCUCUGCCCCCCGCCACAGCGCCCGCUGCCCGCCAUGGACGGGCCGGCUUGGAGCGGGGUCCUGGCCGCGCUGGUGGCUUGCUGGCUGGCGAUGGGCGCCGGGGGCUCCCCGACGCCGCCACCCACCGCGGGGGGCGCCCCCCAGGACACCUGCACGUCCUGCGGCUUCCGGCGGCCAGAGGAGCCGGGCAAGGUGGACGGGGAUUUCCUGGAGGCGGUGAAGCGGCACAUCCUGAGCCGGCUGCAGCUGCGGGACCGGCCCAACAUCACCCACGCCGUGCCCAAGGCGGCCAUGGUCACGGCGCUGCGCAAGCUGCACGCCGGCAAGGUGCGGGAGGACGGCCGGGUGGAGAUCCCCAGCCUGGACGGGCAGGCGAGCGGCGGGCCCCCGCUGCACGAGCAAGUGUCCGAGAUCAUCAGCUUCGCCGAGACAGAUGAUAUGGCCUCGUCUAGAGUCCGCCUCUAUUUCUUCAUCUCAAAUGAAGGGAACCAGAACUUGUUUGUCGUUCAAGCCAGCCUGUGGCUUUACUUGAAGCUGCUUCCGUAUGUCUUAGAGAAAGGCAGCAGGCGAAAAGUAAAAGUCAAAAUCUAUUUCCAAGACCUGGACACUAGCAACAAGUGGAAUGUGGUCGAAAAGAAAGUUGAUCUCAAAAGAAGUGGUUGGCACACUUUUCCCAUGACCGAGGUGAUCCAGGCUCUGUUUGAGAAAGGAGAAAGGAGACUGAACCUGGAUGUUCAGUGUGAGGGCUGUGAAGAGUAUUCAGUGCUGCCAAUUUAUGUGGACCCUGGGGAGGAAUCCCACCGUCCUUUUUUAGUAGUGCAAGCCCGGUUAGCUGAUAACAAACACAGGAUCCGGAAAAGAGGCCUGGAGUGUGAUGGCAGGACCAAUCUAUGUUGCAGGCAACAGUUUUACAUUGACUUUAGACUCAUUGGGUGGAAUGACUGGAUCAUAGCGCCAUCAGGUUACUAUGGGAAUUACUGUGAAGGGAGCUGCCCAGCCUACUUGGCUGGAGUCCCAGGAUCAGCUUCCUCUUUUCACACUGCGGUAGUGAAUCAGUACCGCAUGCGAGGGCUGAACCCAGGCACCGUGAACUCCUGUUGCAUUCCAACCAAACUUAGCACAAUGUCAAUGCUGUACUUUGACGAUGAAUACAACAUUGUGAAAAGGGACGUUCCUAAUAUGAUUGUGGAAGAAUGUGGUUGUGCUUGAUUUAAGGUGUGUUUCGGGGGGGAGAAAGAGAACAUUCCCAUACUAGAUGGUGUUGGAGGAAGUUUCACUGUGUAUCCAGGCAUCGGUGUUAAGUCACUGUGGAAAAGUCUGGCAAAAAAAAAAAGUUUCACAUCGGUGUCAGGACAGUGGCAGUUUGUGGAUCUUGGAUAUUUAAAUAUUCUACCACUUGUAAACUAAUGCUAUGAAAUACUUUAAACACACCUACACCCACACACACACA